CGCACUUCGGUGCAGCAGCGCAUCCCGCGCCUCACUGCAGUGAAAAACGUCCCAUCCACCUACAGCAUACACCAAUUGCGUCUAGUUAUUUUUUUUUAGCUCCCAUCAACACCAACGCGUUAGGAGUAGCUGUACGCGUCUUAUCGCCAUUAUAAAGCAGAAAAUAAAUAAAGGAACGGCUUUCUUGUUCGAACCAGAGGAGGUAAGACAGAAUACACACUUUAAUGCGGCUUGCUUUGUGAGAUGGUCUAACUGGGACAUGACGUAGCACAUGCCCUUCUUAUGUAGCCCAAGUUAGCAGGUGUAUGGUUAAACUUACAAUAGCCUACCCAUAUUUAUCUAAUUUGACGACUACAGAACAUUGCAGAUAUCUAUCGGUUUUCUGACUAAAGCAUUAUGUGCAAUAUUUGUCAAGAAGAUUAACUAUAGUGUGGCGAUGAGCUCGUCCUCACAUGGGUUAAAGUUGUGUGAUGAUGGCGCAGUACAGAGUUUGGAGAAUUGCCUAAAUCGACUGCGGUCCUGAUGUUGCUCUUUUUUCACCAGGGGCAGACGUCUCAAUUUACCUCCCUCUGAAAUAUUUUGAAGUUGAUUGGAACGCAAACAUGAUAUUGAUUUAUGUUCACGAAGAGUUCUUGAUAAUUUAGGUCUUAUAUUUAUUUUAUUUGUAAAUGUAAUUGAGAGCCUGCAUGUUCAAGAUCACAAUUACCUUUUAUUGCCUGUUGUUCCCAGAGGUCUUAAUAACCUUUGUCAAGACAAAUGGCAGGUUUCCCCCACUAAUGCAUAUGCAUAUUUGUUCAAACCAUAGAUGGCAUAUUUUACACCAAUGUCAAUGAAGUAUCCCAAAUUCCUGAUAUUAUCCUGCAAAAAGAUUUCCUGCAGUUUCAUUUUAACUCUCUAUUAUUGCUGGGUUCCUCAAAACACGUACAUUUCCUUCUCCUUCUCUUUUCAUCUUUGCAUACUCUUCCAGUAAUUUACUGCAGCUUUCAUUCAUUGCCUUGUCCAUAAUUUUCUCAGUUCAUUACUGUUUAUGUAUCCCAUUUAUGUAUCUGCAUUUUUUUCAAUCUAAAGCCUUGUCACCCUCGACAACAUGGGCCUCGAAAGCCAGGACCCCCUGCCUCUCCCCGGCAACCUCACCUCAGGACAGGUGGGCUCCUUCCAGAAGGUGGAGCCUAAAACCUUGGGGGUGAGUGAAGUCAUCACAUGGACAUUCAAUCAUCAAUACAGAUGGUUGUGAUACACUAUAAGGAUAUGAUAUGGAUCAAUAACAGUUACAAUUCUGUACUGUAGAAUAAAGCAUCAUCACGUUGCCUUAUAAUAUAAUGAUAAUAUGUUAAUUUAGGAGACUCUUAUAUUCCCAUGCCUGAAUCAAACUCAUAAUUGUGUCGUGUUCAGUAGGCACCAAAUGAAAGAGAACAAUGAAUCAGGGAGUGAUUCCUGGCUUUAGGACUUAAUAAGAAUAGCUCAAUUCCAUUUUGCCUGCUGAACACGACUAUGCUGUUACCAAACACUGUGCUGUAGAUGAGAGUUCUUAAUGUAUGGUCUCAGGCCGUCCAGAUCAUCAUCGGGUGUCUUGUCCUCUGCCUGAGCGCCUCUGUGUUGCAGCUCCACGAGAUCCACUUCACUGGUGAUGUCGUUGUCCUUUUGAUCGUUGUCUUACAGGUGAGUGAGCCAUUGGUGACCCCUACCAAAGAUCUAGAAUCCGAUUUCCCUACCCCCAAUUCUAACCUUGACCAUUAGGGUGAUAUAAAUCAAUCCCAACCCUAUAUCAGUUAGUAAGGGCAACUUCUACCUAUUCCAGAUGACGCGUACCAGUCAGAAUUUACAGGCCAAGUACCAACUGUUACAACAGCGCCCUCUAUAAUGGCAGUGUGUCUUUAGGCCAGGUCCGGCCAACCCUCCUCCUGGAGAGCUACCCUCCUGCAGGCUUUCGCUUCAACCCUGAUCCAGUACACUUGAAUAGGCUUACAGCCCUACAAUGGCAAUUUUCUAGAAUAGAUGAUUUAUUUAGUUGAAUCAGUUAUUUUCAUCUCUGUAUAGGUGUGUAUUCUGACCUGUGAGUCGUGUCUUAUUCUGUUAUGGGUGUACUCCCACAGCUCAUCCUUUCUGGGUCGGUCCUUGUCCACGCGGGCAGGAAGCCUUCUCUCUUUUGGGUGGGUAUAAUGCAAUUGGCACGCAUUCAGCUGGUUACAUUUUUUACUGCAUUUUUCAACAGUAUGUACCGAACAACACAUUAUCCCGAAAUGCUGCAUACCAUUCUUUGAGGUAUGUUUGCUCCUGUUGUGGCAGAGUGUGACCACUGAUCUUUGUGAGUGAUGUAGGCGAUUAUAAGAAAUCACACAAACCAAAAAAAACUACCUUUCAAUGUAUAAUGUUUUCUGUCAAUCUCGGUUUAUUCAGUGUAUCGGUGUACUCUCUCCCCAGGUGAAAUGUACCCUGGUGCUGCACUUGAUUAGUGCUGCCUUCUCCACGGCUGCUCUGGGCCUGAUGUCCAAACACCUACCUUACCGCCAGGACUCCUACCACUGUGAACACUGCCGGAGACUGGAGCUGCAUGCCGUGGUAACCAGUCAUUCUAACAGUAUACCCUGAAUUAUUACAUCAAUAUGCAUAUCAAAAAAUAUGACAUACAUUUGCAUAUAAAAAAAUAUUACAUACAUUUGCAAAUUGCAAAACAUUCUAAAGAAAGAAUCUAAAAGAAUUACAUAAUUUUAGAAAGAAACAAUUAUGUGCAGGCUGAAUUUUGAUGUAGUCAUCAUGGUUUAGUCAGCCUUCUUGGUCAUCUCGAUUGAGUAGCUGACCAUGUCACACAUUCUCCCCCCUUGAGAGUUCAUAUGGUCAAAAGACAUACAAUGAGAGUCACAAUGUAAAAUUCCCUAACUCAUUUGCUGAAUUUUAUAUGAUUUUAAGCUAGUUCUUUGAAGCCUUGUCAGUGUGCAAAAUGUGUUCACAAUUAAUUUAUUCUGACAAAUGUUUUGAAAGAUCAUUGUUACUAUUAUUGUUUGAAUACAUUUGUAUCAGUUGUUUAUAUGCAUUUUCUGAAACAAUGUUUGCUCAGGACUAGGGUUGCAAAAUUCCUGGAACUUCAAUACAUUCCCUGGUUUUCCAGACACCUGGUUGGAGGAUUCCGUAUAUCCCGCCUAUUCCCUACUGAUUCUGGGAACCUCCAACCUGGAUUUCGGAAAAAAACUGUGAAUUUGUUGAAAGUACAACAUUUACAUUUUUCUUAAAGAGCAGAAAGGUUGUUACAUCCAACAAUAGCCCAUACAAACAAAUAAAUUGUGUCUUUCGUGGAAGUAUUAGUGUAAUGCCUUCACUCAAGGCGGUAUUCUGACAUGAGAUCAGCACGCUUAACUUAAAUGAUCAAAGACUAAUGCGUAAGUCUGAGUUGCGCACACUUAUUUGCUCAAGAUAUUAUACACUGAGUGGACAAAACAUUAAUAACAUUACGGUUUUUCCAUGACAUAGACUGACCAGGUGAAUCCAGGUGAAAGCUAUGAUCCCUUACUGAUGUCACCUGUUAAAUCUAGAAGGUGUCAAAAGCGUUCCACAGGGAUGCUGGCCCAUGUUGACUCCAAUUCUUCCCACAGUUGUGUCAAGUUGGCUGGGUGUCCUUUGGGUGGUUGACCCUUCUUGAUACUCACGGGAAACUGUUGAGCAUUAAAUACCCAGCAGCGUUGCAGAUCUUGACACAAACCGGUGCGCCUGGCACCUACUACCAUACCCCGUUCAAAGGCACUUAAAUAUUUUGUCUUGCCCAUUCACCUUCUGAAUGGCACGCAUAUACAGUGGGGAGAACAAGUAUUUGAUACACUGCCGAUUUUGCAGGUUUUCCUACUUACAAAGCAUGUAGCGGUCUGUAAUGUUUAUCAUAGGUACACUUCAACUGUGAGAGACAGAACCUAAAACUAAAAUCCAGAAAAUCACAUUGUAUGAUUUUUAAGUAAUUAAUUUGCAUUUUAUUGCAUGACAUAAGUAUUUGAUACAUCAGAAAAGCAUAACUUAAUAUUUGGUACAGAAACCUUUGUUUGCAAUUACAGAGAUCAUACGUUUCCUGUAGGUCUUGACCAGGUUUGCACACACUGCAGCAGGGAUUUUGGCCCACUCCUCCAUACAGACCUUCUCCAGAUCCUUCAGGUUUCGGGGCUGUCGCUGGGCAAUACAGACUUUCAGCUCCCUCCAAAGAUUUUCUAUUGGGUUCAGGUCUGGAGACUGGCUAGGCCACUCCAGGACCUUGAGAUGCUUCUUACGGAGCCACUCCUUAGUUUCUCUGGCUGUGUGUUUUGGGCCGUUGUCAUGCUGGAAGACUCAACCACGACCCAUCUUCAAUGCUCUUACUAAGGGAAGGAGGUUGUUGGCCAAGAUCUCGCGAUACAUGGCCCCAUCCAUCCUCACCUCAAUACGGUGCAGUCAUCCUGACCCCUUUGCAGAAAAGCAUCCCCAAAGAAUGAUGUUUCCACCUCCAUGCUUCACGGUUGGGAUGGUGUUCUUGGGGUUGUACUCAUCCUUCUUCUUCCUCCAAACACGGCGAGUGGAGUUUAGACCAAAAAGCUCUAUUUUUGUCUCAUCAGACCACAUGACCUUCUCCCAUUCCUCCUCUGGAUCAUCCAGAUGGUCAUUGGCAAACUUCAGACGGGCCUGGACAUUCGCUGGCUUGAGCAGGGGGACCUUGCGUGCGUUGCAGGAUUUUAAUCCAUGACGGCGUAGUGUGUUACUAUUGGUUUUCUUUGAAACUGUGGUCCCAGCUCUCUUCAGGUCAUUGACCAGGUCCUGCCGUGUAGUUCUGGGCUGAUCCCUCACCUUCCUCAUGAUCAUUGAUGCCCCACAAGGUGAGAUCUUGCAUGGAGCCCCAGACAGAGGGUGAUUGACCGUCAUCUUGAACUUCUUCCAUUUUCUAAUAAUUGCGCCAACAGUUGUUGCCUUCUCACCAAGCUUCUUGCCUAUUGUCCUGUAGCCCAUCCCAGCCUUGUACAGGUCUACAAUUGUAUCCCUGAUGUCCUUGCACAGCUCUCUGGUCUUGGCCAUUGUGGAGAGGUUGGAGUCUGUUUGAUCGAGUGUGUGGACAGGUGUCUUUUAUACAGGUAACGAGGUCAAACAGGUGCAGUUAAUACAGGUAAUGAGUGGAGAACAAGAGGGCUUCUUAAAGAAAAACUAACAGGUCUGUGAGAGCCGGAAUUGUUACUGGUUGGUAGGUGAUCAAAUACUUAUGUCAUGCAAUAGAAUGAAAAUUAAUUACUUAAAAAUCAUACAAUGUGAUUUUCUGGAUUUUUGUUUUAGAUUCCGUCUCUAGUGGUUGAAGUGUACCUAUGAUAAAAAUUACAGACCUCUACAUGCUUUGUAAGUAGGAAAACCUGCAAAAUCGGCAGUGUAUCAAAUACUUGUUCUCCCCACUGUACAAUCCAUGUCACAAUUGUCUCAAGACUUAAAAAUCCUUCUUUAACCUGCCUCCUCCAUUUAUCUACACUGAUUGAAGUAGAGACCACCCCCCGACUAAUUGAAGCUGUUCUGAGGGCAAAGGGGGUGGGGGGUGGGGGGAGGGGGGUGCAACUGAUUAUUAGGAAGGUGUUCCUAAUGUUUGGUAUACUCAGUGUAUAUUUUCCUUUGCCAUGUGCUGCAAGUUAAAAGCAACGUGUGGUCUAUAUACAGUAUAUCUGAUUAAAGCAAAGAUUUCUCCGUAAAAUAAGCAUUAAAAACAUUAGUUGAUUAAUUGGUUCAGCACAGCACCAAGCUUCAAACCAUACAGUAAUGACUGAGAGUAUCAGUGACAUUGUUUUCAUGAGUAUUUCAUCUACACAAAUAUGUUUUGGUUUCGAGUCAGGCACUCCAAUCUCCACCAAGGAAUACUGGCAGACAUGCAUACCUUUAUUUCGGUCGCCAAGUGGAUUUUUAUAAUGGCCUAUAUUUCAACAUGGCUCCCUUUAUACAUGAUUUAUGACCACUUUAUCAAAAAAUAUGAAUGUACAAAAAAACAUCCCACAACAACUCUAAAUGUGUCAAUUAAGUGUGCAGGCUUUUCUUUUUCUGUCACAUCACAUAUUAUUAGUACAUAUCAGUACCACAACAACAAUACUUGUUUAAAUGUUAUUAUUGUUUAAACAAAACAGCAAAUGAAAGAAAUCAUUGAUGAAACAUGUAAUGAGUGUUUUGGGGUUUGGUAUUACCCAGAAUGAUUAAAAAUUACCUUUUAAAGAAAUUCAGCAAAGGAGUUUAGGAUUUUGAUUAUCAUGGCAAGGCUUUGACCAAUUUGAACAACAUUGUUCUAAACUGAGAAAAGGCUGCAAUGAAACAAUUCGGCCUGAACUAUUUAUGGUGGGAGCUAUGUCAAAAUGGCUCAUACAACAAAGUCUUUGACCCACUUUAUUCUGUCUGUCUGCAUAGGAGGUAGCACCCAUACAAUUUCUACUAUGCUAACACUACUGCUCAAACUUAGUCCUCAUAUAGAACAAUACAAAACCUGUGUGGGAUCUAGAAUUGAAUGUUAAUGAAAUGUCUAUUUUUGAUGACACUAUUAAGAUUUUAAUUGAUGAUAUAGUCAAUCAUCCAUUAUAUUUUUGCCACAUUUUAAAGUAACACAUAUGUAGUAACAUAUUAAAAGUUGUUGUUUAUAGAAUACAAACACAACAAAUGAGCAUCUUAUCUAGGUUAAUGUAGUUUCAAGGGAAAGUGUAAUUGUUCUUCAAAGUGGAACAUGUCUUUCUUUGUGUUUACUGUUUACUGCAGCAACAUUGUUUCAGGAAAUGCACUGGGCUGAUCGAAAUGAAAUGUAAAGUAAGUAGUUGACCACUAUUGUAGAUAUGUUCUGGCCAAUGCUAACACUUGUGCUAUACACAGUACAUGCAUGGUAGGUAGCAGUAUUUCUGCCUUGUUCAUAUAGUUACUCUAAUAAAACAUUCUCCGAAAAGGUAUUGCAGCAAAAUAUUUAAAUAACAUCUUACCCAAUCGUAUGUUUAGAUAGGUAUUAGUUGUUAUACAUUUUAUUCACUUUCAUGUGAUUGAUUAUAUGGCUAUUCAAAAGGCCUAGUUUGACAUCUGUUUGUAUUAUCUUGCUAAAUUAAUGAAUGAAUAAGAUCUGACAUUAUAGUUUGCUUUUUGGACAAUGUUUUUUUUCCCGCAAUUGCUUUUAUUUCAUGCUGUAUUCAAAUUAUUGCUGCUACUGUAAUAUCAAGCAUUUUUCUCUGGACCACAAUACCAUUGUCCAUCCCUCAUGUCUUUCUUCACCUGUCUCUCUCCCGCCUGGGUGGUUUCUUAUAGCUCCUGAUUGACGGCAUCAUAGGUACUCUGGUUAUCUUCCUUAUUCUGGAGCUGCUCAUCUGCAUCACAGCCAUGCUGUUUGGCCUCAGUGUGCUGGCCUCAAGUGGUGGAAUGCAGGUGAGCCAACAUAUAACAAAACACAUGGGGAAGGGCAUUCUAAAACGCUCCAACACCAUUUUAUAUGUGCAGCGUUGCCCGGGCAUUGCGAUAAAAACCUGUAAUAAUUUGGAACACUGCAGGUGGUGUUUGCUGCAUGUCUAUCUAUUUAUUUUCUAUGGGCCCGAUUCAGACUUAGGAAAUGUAUGCCUUUCCUACGCUUUUUCAUUUAAGCACUUCUCAGUAUUUGGUAUUCAGACUUACUUUACGCAGGUGCGCAACAAGCUCUCUGAGAGUGGCUCCCUUAUGUGCACUGCAUACAUUUAAUUAAACCGCUGAAAACCCUCCCACUUGCUGGCCAACAGAGUUUCUCAUGGACUUUUAAUUCACUGGGGUUUUCAGUUAUCUAAAUACGGUGCACCUUUAAUUAUAAUUUUCUCGACACUCACUAUAAUACAUUGAGAGAACGGGUUCAGAAUAUUAGGGAUCAAUGAAAGAAAGCCAUACAAUUAUAGGCCUAUGCAUUUCUCAGUUUCAGCACCAAUUGGUAAAUUGAAAAAUUAUCUGAUCUUGUACAUUAUUAAGGGUUAAGAACAUAUUUAGGAAUCUACCUACUUAAAAAACAGGUUUGGAGAGCCUUUACGCACAAAAUAUAUUGCUGAAUAAAAAAUACAGUGGUUUGAUUAUCCUGAAAGUUGCUAUUCAGUUGUUCAAUCCAUUAAAUAUUGGAAGGGUUGACCAAUAGUCCUAUAAAUCUACCAUAAUCCUCACUGAUCAUGGAACUGAUAUGACAACGGUCCAGUAGUCGUAAACCAGGCUCCAGGUUUAAACUGCCAGGCUUGGUCUGCGUUCCAUGAUGAUUCCAUGUUGAUUUCAUGAAGUAGGCUACAUGUCCCAAAUUAUUGAACAACUUGUAAUACGUUAAAUAUUAUCCACUAUUGCUAGCGACCCUCAGGAUCAACCACAAGGACGUGACAGAGGAAAGAAAAGGGAACUAAUGAUGUAAUGGAAUGAUGUCAAAUGUAGGCUACAAAUUGAAGGGAACUAACACCCUAGUGACAGUUUAAAAUGUGUGUGGGUAUUACUGGCGGUGGCUAUUAUUUAACAUGAUAAAAUUGUUUGUUUGUUUACUGAGAAAACGUUGCUGACAUUAUAACAUUCUAGAGCGCACAAAGGUUAAAUUGGACCCCGACUGUCACUCUGCACGGAUUUGGCUUCUCAUCUCAUUUGGCUUGAGUCUCCAAGAUUCAUCCCUGCACGUUAUAAGGCCAUACAAUUUAAAUUCUGCAUAAUGGCACAGCUUUUCACAUACAGUAUACUGGUGACUUCCUGCUUAAAUAAAGGUAAAUAAAUACUUCACUGUGGGAAAGGGGCACACAUAGCCUACCAGUCAUGUUGAUUUGCUUCAGUUUGCUGCCAUAUGACUGGUUUCACAUUUGUCUCCAGAGAUCAUAAGGUAAAAUAGAUCUAAAACAAUUGUCAUUUAUAUUUACAAUCCCUUUAUCCAAAUGGAUUACUCAUUUACCUAGCUCUUAUCAAUAGCUCUUAUCAAUUUGUAAAUUACAGCGCAUAGAGAAAGGUGAUAUUUCUAUCGGGAAAAAAUAAUUUUGAUGUUUUUUGACUCAUUCAUCGUUUCCUCACGCUUAAAGGUGGUGGAAUUAUGAGGGAAUUAAGUCAAGGUCAGAAUACAGCUUAUCUGUAGACACAACUCCGCCACACCUCCAUUUCUUUGAUCUCCACCCCAAACCCUGGCACUGGCUUUUUUCCCAUGUGUAAGUUCAAGGUCAGAAUACGCGUGGAGAGAAAAGUGCAUAAAAAGGAAUGAAGUCCCAUUUACAUGCGCAACUCGGGUCUGAAUUCCCCCCUAUGUGCAUAAAUAAUCGGCACCUUAAGGACAUUGUUGUAUGGGAAGUUUUUAGACAUUUUGUUUCAAGGUUUGUGAGGUUUUUUCAGUGCAAAUUGUGGCUGUUUUAAGAAAACAACCCUUCAUGUAUAAAAAAUGGCAUGGUGACCACCCUACUGCAUAUAGUUACUGAACAUCACAUGUUCAUGUCUUGUUCUCCCUUUAACUUCCUCUUUCUUGCUCUCUCUCUCUCUCUCUAGUCAUCCAGUGGAACUCAGCGCCCAGCCUACCCCCAGACUCGGCCCCCGGCAGGUCCUCCUGCCGUGCAGGCUGCAGCAUCUCAGGUAGGGUCUAGCUAGCCCGAAGAAGUUAGCCUACCAUAUAGUGCUAGCCUAAAAUGGCUUAUCCAUUUAGCACUGUUGGCUGCCAUUUACUGUGCAUCUCUUGAGGUCUGAUUACCUUGAUGUGUUCGAGUAAUAGAGUCUUCUAAUGUCAAACAUUACAUGUCAAUAUUAUACCUGUCUCUUUCUCCGUAUUUCUCUCUCUCCCCCUCUCUCCUUGAGCAGGUGGCUGUUGUUGUCACUGAGCCCGAUUCCGACCAGGUAGAGGAGGUCCCCACUCCCCCCACCGACCCCCAGGUGGAGCCCAUCGAGGCGGCCGAGCCCUAAGCCAAACCCCCUUCAUCCUCCACUCUGGCCACUUUUUGGCGGAUUAUAUGGGCAACAGUGUAGGUCUUAAUCUGAAUUCCAAAUCGAGCCCUAGCCCUUACUUCCCUAGACACUUCUAUAGAUCUGAAACGAUUAGAUAGGUGGUGGAAAUUCCACCCAGCCUACCAGAAGGCAAGGUGAAGCAUUGGACCUACAUACUGUUCAAACCUAUCAUAUCCUUUCAGAUCUACAGGAAUGCCAACGGGUAUAGGGGCUAGGGGUUGAUUGGGAAUUCAGAUUUUUAUGGAGAUGGUGUGGUGACCAGCAGGUCAAAGUCCCAUGAAUGACGUAUAUAACUGUUUUGCCCUAAAUGGAGGCACUCAAACCUGUAUUGCCUCAGUAAUUAUUAAGCUAUAGAAAAUGGGAAGAAAGUGUAAAUUGUAACCAAUGUUAGUCAUUUUGGGGAUGUUUGCAAAGCUACGAGACUAUGAUUAGAAGUAUUAUCGUGGAUGCAGAAAGUGAAGAAUGAAGAUAUAGGACAGGGGUUCUAUGUCUCUGAUCCUGAAGAAUCAUGCAGGUUUUUGUUCUAGCCCAACAUUAAUAUACCAGUUUCAAAUAAUCAACUAAUCAAGAUCUUAGUUUCUAACACGGUCACUGCAUGGAUUGAAGGAUGCUACCGAGGGACUAACUGAAGCUAAUGUAAAAUUGUAUACCUUCAUUGCUUCUUUUGUUGCAUUUUGGUGGCAUCACACUUUUUAAGACCAAAUAAUACAAGCCUUUAUCACCAACGUGUCAUAAUACUGUAUAGUGAUCUAUUCAGGAUGCUUCUUGCUUUGCACUUUACAUAAUAUGAUUCUGUGCAUUGUUUUUAGUCUGGUUCUGCACAUUAAUGUAUUUUGAAGUGAAUGAUAUCACAACUCUAAUCACUUACCAAGCUAACCAACCAAUGCUGGCAAUGUACUGUAGUGCUCAUUGAGAGGAUUAUAUAGUGUUAGAAUGUAGAAUAGUUGUAGAUGAACACUGAAGAACACAUUAGCAAAAAGAAAGCAAAUACUGUUACAUGUCACAGCAACAUACAGAAUAUGUAAUUGAUCCCUACCAUAGCCUAACCUUUUCCUAACCUGAAUUGUAUGGCAUUUGUUUGAAUAUCUACUUUAUUUGUUUAUCUAUUACUUGUUUUUUUUAUUGAACAAUUUGCUCUAAUUACAUUUACAUUUACAUUUUAG
Coregonus sp. 'balchen' is the source of this 11060-nucleotide messenger RNA. Lineage: Eukaryota; Metazoa; Chordata; Actinopteri; Salmoniformes; Salmonidae. The record is from the annotation of a GenBank genome assembly.